AUGACCCAAAUACCGAUACCACCCAGAUAUGUACGAGUUGCAGUGACACAAUUUGAGCCUAUUUGGCUUGACUUAAGCGUCUGUGAAUGGAGCAAAACUGGUCUCAUUCCCAGAAUGCUGGAUUCCAGGAUAUCCAUCAUGGAUAUGGUAGCCAUUCCUCCAGUCUUAGAUUUUAAGUUCUCGCUAAUGAUGGAUAAAUAUUCAAGGACUCUAAGUGUUGAUUUUGAUCUCUCCAUUGUCUAUAUCAAGGACUCAUUACGCAUCGACUCACCCGAAACUGGCUACAUAUAUACAGCAGCGAAAGAAGGCAAUGUAGCAGUCGUGUUAGGUUUUAGCGAGAAUUGGAAUCACUCUCUUUACAUUUCUCAAGCAAUUAUCGAUCACGAAGGCAUCAUAAAAUUGAAACGUCGAAAGCUCAAGGCUACACAUAUGGAGAGAACUGUAUUUGGCGAGGCAUCUGGCUCAUCGUUGACAAACGUAGUUGAGCUGGCCGGCAUUGGUCGAGUAGGAACUCUAGCCUGCUUGGAACAUGCACUUCCUCUACUCAAAUAUCACAGCUAUUGCCAGCGCAAAAGUAUUCACGUCUCCCAGUGGCCACCAAUAUGGGAAUAUAGUGGAGGACCAGAUCUUUGGUACAUGUCUAGAGAUGGAAGCCGAACGCUUUCGCAGGCUUACGCCAUAGAAUCACAAUCAUUCGUCUUACAUACUACAGCAGUGCUAAGUCAGGACGGAAUCGAUAGAAUGAAUACUAGUAAUGGUCUUGUUAUGAACAUGCCGGGUGGAGGCACUUCUGCAAUUUUCGGGCCUGAUGGACGAAAAUUGUCUGAAGACUUGCCAGAUACAGUUGAAGGUUUCUUAUAUGCAGAUCUCGAUCUGGAUGAAAUUCUAAAAUCGAGGAGUUUCUUGAAUGUUUGUGGCCAUUACAGUCGACCUGAUUUGCUGACUAUUAGUGUUAACGAUAUGGAAAGGGUCUUGGCGAACAGUGCAUAG
Botrytis porri is the source of this 990-nucleotide messenger RNA. RefSeq lists its product as uncharacterized. Lineage: Eukaryota; Fungi; Ascomycota; Leotiomycetes; Helotiales; Sclerotiniaceae. The transcript is spliced from 3 exons. The record is from RefSeq and is a predicted model, not a curated record. Gene Ontology annotation, molecular function: catalytic activity. Bases 1 to 990 code for a protein of 329 amino acids.